Molecule: messenger RNA, 2962 nt
Organism: Microplitis demolitor
Lineage: Eukaryota; Metazoa; Arthropoda; Insecta; Hymenoptera; Braconidae
Product: homeobox protein SMOX-1-like
Exons: 2
Coding region: 252-1622 (456 amino acids)
Biological process (GO): regulation of transcription by RNA polymerase II
Cellular component (GO): nucleus
Molecular function (GO): RNA polymerase II cis-regulatory region sequence-specific DNA binding; DNA-binding transcription factor activity, RNA polymerase II-specific
Source: RefSeq, a predicted model, not a curated record
CUGACGCCGAACGGUCAUGAUAAGUUGUUUUUGUUCUCAUCGAUACUCUGAUCCGUGAUGAAUAAACAUUUAUAUUUAUAUUGGUUAUACAGCGAUAUAUAAUAUUAAAAAUGUGAACUAAAAGUGAUAAUUAUUUUCAAAAAUUAUAUCAUCAAAUGAUACACUGUGUAACUAAUAACUUUAAGAAGACGCUUACGAUCUUUGAAAAAGUUAGUAGAAAAAAAAAAUAAUAUUAAUGUCAUUAUUCAAAUAUGAGGAUGAUGAGGAUGGACUUAGGUAUGUACGGGACUUACAAUAGCAAGCCCGAUUCCUAUUAUAGUUUUCAAAAUACUAUUCAUCUUCUAUCAACUCCAGAUGAUAAUGUUCGGAUAAUUGAGCCUCCAGAAUCAGCAAGUCAACAUAAUUAUUUACAAUCGACGGUUAUACCAUACACGUCAACGUCAUCUGAUGAUUUUAUGAAUACGGAAUCCAUUUCAACUUCUGAAGUUUUAUCUCAGAUGUACUAUGCAUCACCAUCUGGUACACAACCCGAAGAAGGUACUGCUAUAAUAUCUUCUGAAAAUGGUCUCAGUUACACUAAUUUAGAUUGUACUAACUACUCAAAUAGUCAACAUCAGCAACAAGAUAUGUUAUAUCAUAAUGAUUCAUUUCAUCAAAUCUGUAAUCCAAUGGAAAAUUUUGACCAAAAAGAUAGUCAACAAAUUUCGUCAAAAAUGUACCAGCAGACUAUCACCAUACAACUUCCUUUUAAUACUAAGUCAGAUUAUGAACCAUUUAAUCACUCUCAAUCUAGUCAAUCUUAUCAUUUUGAUAGUGGAUAUCAAAUAAGUUCUUCAAAUCCAUCAAAUUAUGAUGAUCACGUUUCAUCAUCAGAAAAUACUUUACGAUUAAGUACUCAGGUAUCGACUGUGUUCAAACAAAAUGAGUGUUCUGGGCAACCGAUGGGACACAACAAAGAUAAAAAUUCGGACUUCAAGUUAUUUCGUCCAAAUCACCAACAUUCAGAAAAUAAAAAUUAUGAUCAAGUAUUCUAUCAAUAUCCUAACCGAACUCAAGAUCGUUUCUGUUGUAGACCACAACAACAAUCAACUCAUAUACCAACUUAUAAGUGGAUGCAAGUUAAAAGAAAUAUUUCUAAAUCCAUUGCUUCAAAAAAUAAUCAAAAUAAAGCUGAACUCGGACAUGUUGAAACUUCUAGUGCAGCUUUCAUAUCUAUUUAUACUUCACCAUCAUCCACUCCUAGAAAUUGUUUAAAUGCACCACUUAAUGGCUUAUUAACUAAUUUCAACAAUACUGGGCGUACAAAUUUUACAAACAAACAGUUAACUGAAUUAGAAAAAGAAUUUCAUUUUAACAAGUACCUGACAAGAGCUCGAAGGAUUGAGAUUGCAUCAGCUUUGCAACUCAAUGAAACACAAGUUAAAAUUUGGUUUCAAAAUCGACGGAUGAAGCAAAAAAAAAGAAUUAAAGAAGGACUUAUACAUAGUGAUAAUCUCAAUGUAAAUUCAACUAUAAAUCCACAAUUUGGUGGUGCACGAAGUAAUACUAACUCACCUAUCGAAUUAGAGGGACUUGAAAAUACUGGGCCUUCCACGUCUCAAGAGUUGAAUAAAAAUGUCUGAAAUUUUUAAACUCCAGUGUCUCAGGACUAAAAUUGUGAACAAGUAUAAUAAUGUGGCACGUGGGGCGAUAACCAAUAAAGAAACAAAAACAUUUGGUAAUUGUUGAAACUUUGGAAAAAUGAAUCUAUUAUUCACUCCAUUAAACUUUUCUAUAAAUGAAUCUAUUUCUGUAUUAUCUUUUUGUGUUCCAUAGUAAUAAAAUUAAAAAGAAACCUUUUAAAAUAUCUGUAUAUCUAGAUUCACUUCUGAUAAAAGGUUUGAAUUGAUAAUUUAAUUUUAAGUUCACUAUUUACAGUAUUUAUUUAUUUAUUAAAAAGACAUUAUAAUAGAAGACUCAUUUUUAUUGAUUUGAUUUACUCGUUAAUUAUUUCAUGAUCCUCCAUGAUAAAGUUUUAUUAAUCACCAGUGAUUAUCCCUUACCCAGUUAACGCUUAUGCGUAAAAGUGACGUCACGCAGUACCCCACUUUAUGGUACGAAGCGAAUGAUACGUGCGACUCGUGUGUGAAUUGUUAUUUUACAGUUCUUUACGUUAAAGUCUGAUGUAACUCAUAUACCGAAUAUGCGUCAUCAUAAUCUUCAUUUGAAUAUGUCUUAUAAGCAGUGAUGUAAUGAUGCAAAGUUUUUCAAGUAACAGUGACGCCGGUACAUUUACGUCUUAAAGUAAAACUGACAUCGUAAUUUUGUAGUCAAUAACUUAUGUAUAAUAGAAUUAAAGUCCGUGUGCUGUAAAUAUUGCAUACAAUCAUAUGUAAGAUUAUAAAUACUACAGAGCUGUAUUAUAGUUCAGUCCGCAAAAAAAUGUAACUUUUUUCCCCACCAUUUUUCUACAAUUAUCGUUACUGCGCAUGUGCUCUAGUGUAAAUAUAUGUCCUUCAUAGGAGACAAGUAGUGGGAGAAAGGAGCAUUCUUUUGCGGACAAAUAUAAUAGAAAUGUAACAAUACUGGUGGAUUGCUGGAGUCGAACCUGGAUCCUUCCGAUUAUAAAUCCUUGCUGAUUUCUACUAUGCUGACCCACGUACAUGAUCGUGUAUGAAUAAAUAGUAUGAUUAUUGAUGAAUUUUAUAUAGGCAGGAAAAUGACAAAUGACAUGCAUAGGCUGAUAGUUGAAACUUUGAAAGGAGAACUAGUAGAAAAUAGGAUUAAGGAUUAUAAGGGAUAAGAAAGUGAGUUGCGAGAGUGGUGGCAGACACGUGUAAACACAUAACGAAUGAAUGGAACAACUGUGAUUUUCAAAUUAAGGAGUUAUACCAAAGCAUUGUAAAAUAUGUAGUAACCGAAUUGCAAAUAUUCUGUAAGAACAUGCAAUUAAAUAAAAUUAUUAUUAUUAUACUAAACUUAU